Messenger RNA from Anoplopoma fimbria (sablefish), 3416 nucleotides. RefSeq lists its product as uncharacterized. The coding region runs from base 709 to 1998 and encodes 429 amino acids. The record is from RefSeq and is a predicted model, not a curated record. NCBI's taxonomy places the organism in Eukaryota, Metazoa, Chordata, Actinopteri, Perciformes, Anoplopomatidae. The transcript has 12 exons.
AUAUUGACAUCUGGUGACACUUCCUGUAAAACAGACUGGAGGUCAGCCGGUAACAGUUCAGUGAGGUUGAUGUCACCAGUGUGGAGUUGGUAAGAGCUUCCUGCUGCAAUCAGACUCAACCGGCCUCAGCUGUUACUUUGACAACCAGGUGAUCAGUUCACCUGGUUGCAGAGGGAAAGGUUUUCUCUACAGAGACACACAAGAGACAGUUUCUGCUGCUUCAACAUGAAAACUGCUGCUUUCUUCAUCGGGUGAGUCCUACGUAUCCAACCUGGACAGGUAAAACAGACCUCACCACAUGGACAGGUACAACAGACCUCACCACAUGGACAGGUACAACAGACCUCACCACAUGGACAGGUACAACAGACCUCACCACAUGGACAGGAACAACAGACCUCACCACAUGGACAGGAACAACAGACCUCACCACAUGGACAGGUACAACAGACCUCACCACAUGGACAGGUACAACAGACCUCACCACAUGGACAGGAACAACAGACCUCACCACAUGGACAGGAACAACAGACCUCACCACAUGGACAGGAACAACAGACCUCACCACAUGGACAGGUACAACAGACCUCACCACAUGGACAGGUACAACAGACCUCACCACAUGGACAGGUGGAAUACAAACGACACUACUUUUCCAGACUCAUUAUCUGCUGCAAGUUCACAGAAGAAAUUACAGCUGAAGAUCAAAUGGAAGGUUCUGCGGAUGCUGUUGUUCAGUCGGAGUGUCGGGAGCGUUACCUGUGGAUCCACGUGACCUCACUACAGACACCUCGCUUCGAGGCUGUAGAUGGAAACGGCGUGCACUCAAUCAGUGAGCAUGUUGCCUCACGCUGUGGUUACACCAUCAGCACCUUCAAGAUGGACGGCUUCACCACCUUCAGAGCUUCAUACUACUCUUGCUUCACCCACAACCAGGAUGACGAGGUGUUCACCUUCAGCUUUAAUGUGAUAGUGAGUGAUUCUGGUGGAAUGUUGAUCAGCCGACCUGUUUCUGCCGUCUGUGCUGGUCUGAUCUGGACUCACAGAGAGAUCAUAUGUGAGGAGGACUACAUGGAGGUGAACGUGAACAGAGAGCCUUCAUGUGGAGGUCAGCGGGGGGACAGUGGACAGGUGUGGCAGGCCGCCUUCUCUCAGUCAGGUCUGUUGAACUCCACCUGGCCGACGGUGCAGCCUGACAGAACCACUCUGCUGGACCCCACAUGUGGACCCAAACAGACCGAUGGCUCCAGAGUCCUGUUUGAGUUCAAGAUGGACUCCUGUGGGACCAGACGCAUGGUCGGGGAGACGUACAUGGUUUAUGAGAACGAGAUCCUUCACGACGGACAGCUAGUUGCAGAUGGACCAAACUUCAUCUCCAGAGAAUCUCAAUUCAAGUUGACAGUGAGGUGCUUCUACCCCCUUAGUGGAGUGAACAGACUAUCUGUGGACAGGAUCUUCAGUUCAGAGACUCCUGGAUUUGGUUCUGUCAAAGUCUUGGAGAGCCUUAAAGCAGAUUCAUUAAAUCAAUUCCCUGGCAAAGACUGUUCGCAUCAGAAAACUGGAAAUGCUGUCAACAUACCAACUAACCAGGUCUACCAAAUGCACCAAAUCACAGCGGAGGGGGGAGUCCUGGCUCACCAAAGUAUCAGUCCUCGGCCCAAACCUGGACCCAGUCACUUUAUCACAGUACCCAGAGGACACAACAAGCUGCUCCACUCUUCCCAAAACUUCAACAUCUUUCCGAACCUUAAUCUCUCGCCUCCUCCUGAGGGUCAAACCUCCCAUAUCAAGACUGUCCCACUGCAGGUUUUGUCUCCUGCUGGUCAUUUCAUGUCCCAGAAACCUGACCAACAGGAAAAUCCAGGACUAACUGAUGACAACCCAGCCUUGGACUUGAGUUCAUCCAGCAGGAUUCCUGAUUCUCCAACAGUGGAACAGUUUGAAAGUGACUGGGGAAGCUUCGGUCAGACUCUGACACUUCAGGGUCUCAAUAGUUGAGAUCAUUUUUGGCCCCCUGGCCUAACAUGGGAACAGAACACUCUUGGCCAAAAUGGUAUCAUUAAGACAAAUCGAGACCCGCAGAGUCUUAACAUUUAUCCUCCUCCCGUCGUUCAAGAACCGACCCAGCAACAUGAGGCCAGUCUGGAUUUGAGCCUUUACAGGUCCUCAGGUGUUGGGAUUGAAAUGGCCAACAAUCAGGAGACACCUGGAGACCCGCCUCAGAGUCAAAAUGAUCCUUCUCAAACCUCUCAGUCUAACCUAGUCCUUCAACCAACAUCUCAGUCCAGCCAACACCACAUUGGUAGGAGAGAACAACUCCUGUCUGGCAGAGACAAGAAAUAUGUCCCGGCUAAUACCAAAGGCAUCGCAUCCAAAAAUACUGCGCCUGCCUUGUCUGGAGACCCACAGGAGUCUGUCAGCACUGAACCCACAUCUACUGCAACCAGCCAAGUUACCCAAAACCUGGGAAGACCAGGUACCAUUGAAAGGAGGAAUAUUGAGACUGUAAAGUCCAGAAUGAGGACCCUAAGAGUCAAACCUCUGAGCAAAUUAGUUUCUUCUGGACAUCAGCUCAACCAGAAACCAGUUAUCCAACAAGCAAACUCACAACUCUCUAAUCCCUCCCAGUAUGCUUCUGGUCUGACAGCUGAUGGGAACCACUGGAUGUCCCAACAGCUUCCUGAACACAGAGGUUUAGACAUAAGAGAGCAACAUGUGCCAGAGAGAACAGGUUUCUCAACACUGAGGCAGGAAAUGGAUGUUCAUGGUUUCCAGGUCAAAUCAGAUCCAUCUGCAGUGAUCCACUUCUCAGAUCUGGCCCCAAUCGAGCAAGACCACCAACAGAAACUGGUCCAUUCAUCCCAAAACCAGCAGGGACCCCAGCAGAAACUGGUCCAUCUGUACCCAAACCAAAAACUGGUCCAAUCAGUGGCUGAGACAGGAAAAGAUGGAUACCAGGAAGCUCUUCUGAGAAAUGUCCCUCAACCAACAGGGACAUCUAACAUCAGAGUAAGGCUUGUUCCCAGUCUCCCAGGAAGACGUCAAACCCAUGAUGAACCCAAAGUCCAGAACCCCACCACUCUGUUUGACACCAGGGGAGCAACCAGCAGGACAUCCUACCUCGGCAUCGCUACACAGAACAUCCCAAAAACUCUUGUGGACAUUGGAGAACAUGAACCCAACAAUUCCAACAGUAACAAGGACCUUAAUCCCACUGCAGGGGAAGCUGGGUUUACUGGAUCCCGCACAGGUCCUUAUGGUUCUGGUGUUUCCGGUUCAGACUUGAAGAUGCACAGGAAGUCUGACUGCGGAGGUCAGCAUAGCGCUAGUGUUCACCAAGGCAUCAUGAGAGCAGGUAAACCGAUCAGCUGAACAGAAACCAACGGUUCUGAUCAAGCACUGUCUGCAAAUUCAAC